Messenger RNA from Spizellomyces punctatus DAOM BR117, 1427 nucleotides. RefSeq lists its product as uncharacterized. The transcript has 5 exons. Bases 90 to 1211 code for a protein of 373 amino acids. Gene Ontology annotation, cellular component: nucleus. Lineage: Eukaryota; Fungi; Chytridiomycota; Chytridiomycetes; Spizellomycetales; Spizellomycetaceae. The record is from RefSeq and is a predicted model, not a curated record.
AAAUACAAACAGCAAAUUACGGGCGAGGGACGGCGUCAACGGGGCAACGACACGCCUUUAUUUGUCGAAACCGUCAAGGAAGCGGGUAUAUGGAGGAGGCCGAGUCGACCGUCGAGGGGCACGGAAAACGAAAUGCGUCCCCUGAUAUGGAGAUCGCCCCAAAACGGAGAAGACUCUCCGCCCCAGAGGUCGACGGGGACGACGAGGCAUCGCGCAAAAUGACGAUGCGGUAUCAUAUUCAGCGGAUGGCAAGACUUCAGGCUCAAAUGUACCUUCAAGGGCAACGCGAAGGGGAUGAGCGCAAUCGACGACGUCAAGAGCUCAUUGCGAAAAUGGUGGAGGUUGCCAGGGAAGUGCGACGAGAGUCCGGACAAGAGCAUAGCUCUGACGAACAUACAUAUGAAUUGGACGGGACGCCGCGAGCAAAAAACGAACUACCCCCAUAUUCGCUGGACGGGUCGCCAGAUCUAGAUCGCGACGGAAAGCCCUUUCAAUGCGACAUACCGGGCUGUGAAAGAAAGUUUAAAAAGCUGAACGGUUUGAUAUCGCAUCAUCAUGCGGCCCACGCUUCUGGUGGUAUCAAUGAUCCCAAACCUUUCAAAUGCAAUAUCCCUGGUUGCAGCAAGGCAUACCGAAAUUCGAAUGGACUAGCAUAUCAUUUAGAGAAUGGUCACGGUGGCGGAGGUGUCAUUAGUAGGCCAGCGACGGUGCAGCCAAAAGUCACGAUUGAAAGAAGCUGGUAUUGUCCGUACAAGGGCUGCGACAAGACGUAUAAGAAUCUAAAGGGGCUUGUUUACCAUCUCCAGAAGGGAAAAGCUUCGGGACACAACGUGGACUUGGAGGGUCGUGGCGUGGUCGGCGUUUUCGUGUGUGCAGUACCGGCAUGCGGUAAAACAUUUAAAAGUCCGCAAGCGCUGGUUGGCCACGUUGAAACAGCGCACGCGGAUAUGGAUCCCAUUGUAAGCCCUUCCAUGCUCGAUGAUAUAUCAACCACCAAGAUUGUCGAUUGCCAAUCAUGUAUGCGGCAAUUUCGAAAUGUAAAAAGUCUUGCGCAUCACGUUGCCACCGCCCAUCAACGCGAGACGUCUCCACGAGCUCUUCUUGCCACAUGUUUAUCAAACCCUCCCCAAAUACCGACUCUAGAUAGCCCGUUACAUAGCGAAGGCGACGGGUCAGAUGCGGAUUGCCGUCCAAUCGCCUUGGGACUGUGACUCUCUUGUCUGCAGGAUAUGCCCGCUUGGGCCAAUCCUUUCAUGUCACCUCUCACGUAUACCCUUCCAGAGGGUCACAGCCAUUGCUGCCGCUAUAUAAUAUUAGAUUGUGUGGUGGCGUUAUUUUUUGAGAUAGUUAAUAACAUGUAGAUACAUUAUACAUUUUAUACGAUUGCAUUGCCAGCAAUACUAUCCUUUUAACGACGAGAUUCCGAC